AUGUACAUUCAUCUGUGGGUAGCAGGUCCUCAAUUUCUCGUCUCCCGACCGGUGGACAUCAUUCUCGGAGCAGACACAUACGGGCAAGUCAUUAAGUCAAAUAUUAUUCGGAACACGUCAUCACCGUUGAUCGCUCAACUUUCGAUCUUUGGUUGGCUCAUAAUCGAGCCCCUCGAGGGCACUCAGACGAUUCGCAGGACUUCUCAUCAAGUGACAGUCAAUAAUACUGAUCGCCAAUUGAAUGAGUUACUCAGUUACUUCUGGACACAGGAAGAGCCAUCGCAGGACACGGCACCCUUGCUCACGCCAGACGAGCAGGAGUGCGAAGAUCAUUUCAAGACCACGCAUUCAAGAGACUCCGCAGGAAGAUACAUCGUGCGAUUGCCGCUCAAACUUCAUCCAAGAGCACUCGGCAAUUCGUAUCAGACGGCGCAUAACUGUCUUCAGCGGAUUCUCAGACGACUCAGCAAGGACGCUCAGUACAAACAGCUGUACACCAAGUUCAUGCUCGAAUAUGAGCAGCUUGGUUACAUGGUAAGACUGAACAAUGACUCAAUAAUCAGUCCGUUUCAGUACUUUCUUCCGCAUCAUAGCGUUCUGAAGUUGGGCAGCACGACCACCGCAUUGCGUGUGGUGUUCAACGGCUCCAGUACAACUUCAUCAGGAUACUCGCUGAACGAUCUUCUACAUACUGGUAAAAAUCUGAUGCUGAAUAUCGCGGAUCUGCUCAUUUGGAUACGCAGAUACAAACAUCUGUUUGCAACUGACGUCACGAAGAUGUACCGACAAAUCAAGGUGCAUCCAGACGACUGGAGCUUGCAGCAGAUACUCUGGGUUGAUGAGGUACUCUGGCAGAAGGAAACGCAGUACCAGCUGACCACGGUCACGUACGGGAUGAAAGCUGCACCGUACUUGGCUGUCUGA
Molecule: messenger RNA, 924 nt
Organism: Osmia bicornis bicornis
Lineage: Eukaryota; Metazoa; Arthropoda; Insecta; Hymenoptera; Megachilidae
Exons: 1
Coding region: 1-924 (307 amino acids)
Source: RefSeq, a predicted model, not a curated record